AUGUCAUUGCCAAGAAAAACAACAUUCGAAGAUCUAAGCAGUGAAUUACACAUUUCGAUAUUUGAAUAUUUAAAUGCCAACGAUUUGAUUCAAUCAAUUUUUAAUUUAAAUCAGUAUUUCAAUCAACUACUGUGCGAUUAUCAUUUGUUGCUGCAUUGGACGUUGAUAGAGGAUCGAAACGAAAUUGGUACUCUUUCAUCAGCUAUUUGUUUAGAACAAUUGAAAUCAUUGAAGUGUUAUGAUUAUCAUUUGAUACAAUUUCAUAAUCCAAACAAAUUGUCAUGUCUUCUUUCAUUAGUAGUUUUCAAAUAUGCCAUAAAUAUACGUGAAGAAGAAGUAAUUGAUUUCAUACUGGCAAUUCCACAAUUAAAAUAUUGUCAAAUUAAACUAUCACAAUCACAUGAUCAAGUAGAUUUUGUUUCUCCUAGCUAUCAUAAGAGUCAAGAACCAACAUCAUCUAACUUGAAAUACCUUGAUAUUGAUUCGAAAUUUGGUGUGUCAUUCUCUUAUUUUCAUUCUCAUGUUCUUCGAUGUUCACCAAAUCUACGAUAUGUAAAUGCUUAUUUAUCAUGUGAUGAUGGUAAUCAUAAUACAAUCUACAAACCUAUCAGCGACUUAGUUUAUUUAUCAAAAUUAACUUUAAAAAUUCGCAGAGCAAAAUUAGACCAUUUGAAGUUACUUUCGCAAAAUACUCCAAAUAUUGAAUCGUUAAAAUUGGAUUGUUUAGCAGGCAACAGUAAUGAAUCAUUUAUGAACGCUCAAAAAUGGUUCCAACUUUUAUCAUCAUGGAAAAAUUUAAAGUUAUUAAGAAUAUAUGUUCAAUCGAAAAACAACAUACCAUAUAAUCAUUUCCCUGGAAUUCAACAAACAUUUAGAUCUGUUCCAUUUUUAGUUGAACGUCAUGUAUGCCCCGAAUAUUCAUUUUCUGGUUACAAUCGCCGACGAAUUCAUUUCAAUGCACAUUAUCGAAAAAAAUAA
Messenger RNA from Rotaria sp. Silwood2, 978 nucleotides. The record is from the annotation of a GenBank genome assembly. NCBI's taxonomy places the organism in Eukaryota, Metazoa, Rotifera, Eurotatoria, Philodinida, Philodinidae.